AUGGAGAGUAUUUUUUAUUCAUACUUAAUUAAUAAUUAUGAUUGCGGUAACAAUGAUGAAGAAUUUUUAAAUUGUUUAUUAAUAUUAUCAAUUAAUAAUUUAAAUAUAACUUUUAAUGAAUUAUUAAAUUAUUGUUAUAAUAAUAAUUUAAAAAGAAAAACAUUAUUAAAUGAAAAAAAUGAUUUUUUAUGUGAUUUUAAAGGAUUAAAUGAACAACAGUUUGAAAUAGUAAAUUAUCAUACACAAAUUUUAAAUAUCUUCUAUAGCAAAAUUUUCAAUGAAGAAAUUAUAUAUAAACAUUCAAUUACAGAUAAUAAUAAUAAUGAAACAAUUAACAAUAGAAAUAAAAGAAUCGCAUUUGAUUGUUCAAUACUUUUAAUCAUUAAAAAUAAUUUAAAUCAUCUCAUCACAAUUAAUAAUAAUAAUAAUAAUAAUAAUUUUAAAGAAACUUGUAUUUUUAUUAAUAAUUCUAAAGAAAUUUUAAAUAAUAAUAAUAAUAAUAAAUUAAAAAAUAAUUCAAACAGCUUUGAAAGAAAUUAUAAUUUAUUUAAAAGAGUUUGGGGAAAUAUGAUUAUUAGGAAACAAAUUAUAUUUCAUCUUAAAAUAUAUAAUAAUCUUAAUUGUGGUUUUUAUGGGAUUCCAAUAAAAGAGAUUACACCAUAUAAAUAUAGAAAUUAUUUUAAAAAUGUUAAAUUAAUAAUUGAGGAUAAUAAUGGCGAAAUUGGAUUUACCCCAUUAACAAAUCGUUUUUAUCCAUUACCAUAUGGAGUUGAAAGAGUUGAAGUUGAUUGUUCAAGUAUUACAAUAGGUGAUCAUUGGAUACCAGAUACAUGUAAAUCAAUUUAUUUUCAUAACUUUAAUCAACAAAAAUUAAAUAGAAAUAUAAUUAGUAAUAGUUUGACUACAAUUUUCUUUGGAAAUUCAUUUAAUCAACCAUUGAGUGAUUCAAAUGGAUUACCAUGGUUACCCAAGAAACUUAAAACUUUAAGUCUAGGUCAAUCAUUUCAACAAACAAUUCAAAGAAAUGAAUUACCUCAAUCAUUGACAGAACUAUUUUUGGACUCUGAAUAUCAAGGAAUAAUCUUAAAUGAAUCAAUACCAAAAUCAGUUACAACUCUUCAUUAUGAAUUUUUCACAAUCAGAAAAAAUCAUUUUGAUACAAAAUCAAUUAGUAAAGGUGUAACCUCAUUAAAAAUUGGUUGUUAUUUUAAUCAAACAAUCAAAAAAGAUAUGAUUCCCAUUAAUGUAACAUCUUUGGAAAUUGAUAAUAUUUCUAAAAUUGAAAUUGAACCAAAUUCAUUACCUCUAUCAAUUAAAACAUUAAGAAUAGGUUCAAUUGAAUUGGAUAGUGAUAAUAUCUUACCACCUAAUAUUAAAAAAUUAUCAAUUUAUGGUGAUUAUCAUAGUUGCUUUUUACCAAAAUCAAUAGAAUCUUUAAAAAUAACAAGUUUUUUUAAUUUAUCAAAAAUCUCAUUUAAUAAUUUUAGAAAUUUAACAUCAUUAAAAAUUGAAAAACUAUCUGAUUCAGUUUUAGAAGAAGGGGUUUUUCCAAAUACACUUUUAAGAAUAGUAUUAAGUUGCCCAAAUUUAAAAUUGAGUAAUGGAAUCUUCCCAAAUUCACUCAAAAAAUUAAAACUUAAAGAAUUUAACCACCCAAUUGCCAAUGGUGAUUUACCAUCUUCAAUUGAAGUUUUAAAAUUACCCAAUUAUGAUUACCCAAUAAAAAAUGGUGAUUUACCUUCUUCACUCAAUGUUUUAAAAUUACAAGAUCAUUGCAUUUCAACCAUACAAAGAGAUGCAUUACCACCAAAUUUAAAAUUAUUUUAUUUUCAUGGUCGUGAACUUAGAAAAUUACCAAAUUUAAUAUGGCCAACUUCAUUUGAAUUUGCUUAUAUCUCAGAAGCCAGCUUUAAUUUCAUCAAUUCAAUUGAUCUUGACUUCUUUACCAACCAUAUUAGAUUAAAAUAA
This is a messenger RNA of Dictyostelium discoideum AX4, 1968 nucleotides long. RefSeq lists its product as hypothetical. The coding region runs from base 1 to 1968 and encodes 655 amino acids. NCBI's taxonomy places the organism in Eukaryota, Evosea, Eumycetozoa, Dictyosteliales, Dictyosteliaceae. The transcript has 2 exons. The record is from RefSeq and is a predicted model, not a curated record.